Messenger RNA from Homo sapiens (human), 2741 nucleotides. It is a transcript of the gene CSAD, whose product is annotated as cysteine sulfinic acid decarboxylase. Bases 142 to 1893 code for a protein of 583 amino acids. NCBI's taxonomy places the organism in Eukaryota, Metazoa, Chordata, Mammalia, Primates, Hominidae. The record is from RefSeq and is a predicted model, not a curated record. Gene Ontology annotation, molecular function: pyridoxal phosphate binding; aspartate 1-decarboxylase activity; sulfinoalanine decarboxylase activity. Gene Ontology annotation, biological process: L-cysteine catabolic process; taurine biosynthetic process. The transcript is spliced from 18 exons. Gene Ontology annotation, cellular component: cytoplasm.
ACUUCCGGGCUCGGCAGCUAGACUAGCGGGGGCAGCCUCAGAGCGGGUGAGCUUGGGGACGCACGGAGAGGUGCAGCUGGCCUUAGCCAUUAGAGAGAGGUCCUGCUAAAGAUGGACUGCAAAUGCGCUUGAUGGAAGGAGAUGUCAAUUCCACUGAAGUCCUCAUUUCUGCUGAGCUACCUGUGCACCCUGCCUCCGGCUCUCCUGAGCAGAGAGAUCCUGAUGGCUGACUCAGAAGCACUCCCCUCCCUUGCUGGGGACCCAGUGGCUGUGGAAGCCUUGCUCCGGGCCGUGUUUGGGGUUGUUGUGGAUGAGGCCAUUCAGAAAGGAACCAGUGUCUCCCAGAAGGUCUGUGAGUGGAAGGAGCCUGAGGAGCUGAAGCAGCUGCUGGAUUUGGAGCUGCGGAGCCAGGGCGAGUCACAGAAGCAGAUCCUGGAGCGGUGUCGGGCUGUGAUUCGCUACAGUGUCAAGACUGGUCACCCUCGGUUCUUCAACCAGCUCUUCUCUGGGUUGGAUCCCCAUGCUCUGGCCGGGCGCAUUAUCACUGAGAGCCUCAACACCAGCCAGUACACAUAUGAAAUCGCCCCCGUGUUUGUGCUCAUGGAAGAGGAGGUGCUGAGGAAACUGCGGGCCCUGGUGGGCUGGAGCUCUGGGGACGGAAUCUUCUGCCCUGGUGGCUCCAUCUCCAACAUGUAUGCUGUAAAUCUGGCCCGCUAUCAGCGCUACCCGGAUUGCAAGCAGAGGGGCCUCCGCACACUGCCGCCCCUGGCCCUAUUCACAUCGAAGGAGGUGGGGAAGAGGCACAGGCCCAACCCUGGGCUCCUGAUUCUAAUCUCCAGCCAGCUAAGUAGAGACCUUCCAGGUCUUCUCCCUGCCCUCCCUACAUCCUCCAAGGCCAGCCUGCCCCCAGGCGGAUGUGCUUCCUUCCAAUCAAGGAGUGUCACUACUCCAUCCAGAAGGGAGCUGCGUUUCUGGGACUUGGCACCGACAGUGUCCGAGUGGUCAAGGCUGAUGAGAGAGGGAAAAUGGUCCCCGAGGAUCUGGAGAGGCAGAUUGGUAUGGCCGAGGCUGAGGUUGACUUUUCACUUUUUUGAAACUUUUAUUUUGGAUUCAGGUGCUGUGCCGUUCCUGGUCAGUGCCACCUCUGGCACCACUGUGCUAGGGGCCUUUGACCCCCUGGAGGCAAUUGCUGAUGUGUGCCAGCGUCAUGGGCUAUGGCUGCAUGUGGAUGCUGCCUGGGGUGGGAGCGUCCUGCUGUCACAGACACACAGGCAUCUCCUGGAUGGGAUCCAGAGGGCUGACUCUGUGGCCUGGAAUCCCCACAAGCUCCUCGCAGCAGGCCUGCAAUGCUCUGCACUUCUUCUCCAGGAUACCUCGAACCUGCUCAAGCGCUGCCAUGGGUCCCAGGCCAGCUACCUUUUCCAGCAGGACAAGUUCUACGAUGUGGCUCUGGACACGGGAGACAAGGUGGUGCAGUGUGGCCGCCGUGUGGACUGUCUGAAGCUGUGGCUCAUGUGGAAGGCACAGGGCGAUCAAGGGCUGGAGCGGCGCAUCGACCAGGCCUUUGUCCUUGCCCGGUACCUGGUGGAGGAAAUGAAGAAGCGGGAAGGGUUUGAGCUAGUCAUGGAGCCUGAGUUUGUCAAUGUGUGUUUCUGGUUCGUACCCCCCAGCCUGCGAGGGAAGCAGGAGAGUCCAGAUUACCACGAAAGGCUGUCAAAGGUGGCCCCCGUGCUCAAGGAGCGCAUGGUGAAGGAGGGCUCCAUGAUGAUUGGCUACCAGCCCCACGGGACCCGGGGCAACUUCUUCCGUGUGGUUGUGGCCAACUCUGCACUGACCUGUGCUGAUAUGGACUUCCUCCUCAACGAGCUGGAGCGGCUAGGCCAGGACCUGUGAGCCUUCUCUGUCUUGCUGCCGGCCUUGAUACCACCCCUCACCCGCAGAGUCACUGCAUUCCCUCCCAGCCUUUGAGGCCGGGUGCAGUGGCUCACGCCUGUAAUCCCAGCACUUUGGGAGGCCGAGGCGGGUGGAUCACUUGAGGUCAGGAGUUCGAGACCAGCCUGGCCAAUAAGGUGAAACCCUGUCUCUACUAAAAAUACAAAAAUUAGCCGAGCAUGGUGGCCUGUGCCUGUAAACCCAGCUACUCAGGAGGUUGGGGCAGAAUUGCUUGAACCCAGGGGGCAGAGGUUGCAGUGAGCCGAGAUUGCACCCCUGCACUCCAGGCUGGGCAACAGUACGAGACUCUGUUCCAAAAAAAAUAAAAAAGAACAGCCUUUUUAGGCCACAGUGACCUGCGCAAUGUUUAUAUGCUUUGACCUACUAACUUUCUCCUAACUAAAUAUUUGAUUUUAGGAGAGUGUUUAAAUAAAUUACAGUAUGUCUAUAUGAUGAAAUGUUAUUUUGCCAUUAAAAUUUUGUUUACAAAGAUAAUUUUUAUUGACAUAAAAAUAACUUUAAUGUAAUUUAUGUUGAAAAAGCUGAAUACAAGUCUUUAUAUAGAGUAAUAUUUGAGCUGUGUUCAAAAAUACAUAGGAAAAGACUGAUAAAAUGAAAUAUGGCAAAAUGUUAAUAGUUUUCCCUGGAAUAGGAUAAUAGGCAAUUUUAAAACAGACUCCUUUAAAAAAACAAACAAACAAAAAAAACAUAGACUUCUUUAUAUCUUUUGAGCUCCCUCCCUUUUAUUAUGUAAUGAAUAUGUGUUGCUUUUGUAAUAGGAAAAUAAUAAAGUUAAAAUUUCAACUGCA